Physeter macrocephalus (sperm whale) is the source of this 4065-nucleotide messenger RNA. RefSeq names its product activin A receptor like type 1 (gene ACVRL1). The record is from RefSeq and is a predicted model, not a curated record. The transcript is spliced from 11 exons. Gene Ontology annotation, molecular function: ATP binding; transmembrane receptor protein serine/threonine kinase activity. NCBI's taxonomy places the organism in Eukaryota, Metazoa, Chordata, Mammalia, Artiodactyla, Physeteridae. The coding region runs from base 216 to 1730 and encodes 504 amino acids. Gene Ontology annotation, biological process: cellular response to growth factor stimulus; heart development; angiogenesis. Gene Ontology annotation, cellular component: BMP receptor complex; plasma membrane.
UGGGUGGGAAGACGGUCCCGGGAGGCCGCCGCGCCAGCCGCGCCGAGCCAGCCCCUCCCCGGCCCCAGCCCUGCCCGGCGGGGCCGCGCCCGGACCCCAGACCCUGGCCCGCUGUCCAGCGCCCCUCGUGCGACCGCGGCCGCCGCCGGGGAGGGGAGGAGGCCGCCCGCUGCACGCUCGCGCCGCGCUGCCCGCAGGGCAGGCCCAGAGAGACCAUGACCUUGGACCCUCCCAGGAGAACCCUUCUGAUGCUACUGACGGCCUUGGGCCUGACCCAGGGCGACCCCGUGAAGCCCUCUCGGGGCCCACUGGUGACCUGCACGUGUGAGAACCCAUACUGCAAGGGGCCUACCUGCCAGGGGGCCUGGUGCACAGUAGUGCUGGUGCGGGAGGAGGGCACACACCCCCAGGAACAUCGGGGCUGCGGGAACCUGAACCAGGAGCUCUGCAAGGGGCGGCCCACCGAGUCCUUCAACCACUACUGCUGCUACAGCCCCUUCUGCAACCACAACGUGUCCCUGGUGCUGGAGGCCACCCAGACUCCGCCAGAGCAGCCGCAAGAAGAUGGCCAGCUGCCUCUGAUCCUGGGCCCCGUGCUGGCCUUGCUGGUCCUAGUGGCUCUGGGUGCCCUGGGCCUGUGGCAUGUCCGGCGGAGGCAGGAGAAGCAGCGGGGCCUGAACAGCGAGCUGGGCGAGUCCAGCCUCAUCCUGAAGGCAUCCGAGCAGGGGGACAGCAUGCUGGGGGACCUCCUGGACAGUGACUGCACCACCGGCAGUGGCUCAGGGCUCCCCUUCCUGGUGCAGAGGACAGUGGCGCGGCAGGUCGCCCUGGUGGAGUGUGUGGGAAAGGGCCGCUAUGGCGAGGUAUGGCGGGGCCUGUGGCACGGUGAGAGUGUGGCCGUCAAGAUCUUCUCCUCGAGGGAUGAACAGUCCUGGUUCCGGGAGACUGAGAUCUACAACACAGUGCUGCUCAGACACGACAACAUCCUAGGCUUUAUCGCCUCGGACAUGACUUCCCGCAACUCAAGCACGCAGCUGUGGCUUAUCACGCACUACCACGAGCAUGGCUCGCUCUACGACUUUCUGCAGAGGCAGACGCUGGAGCCCCAGCUGGCCCUGAGGCUAGCCGUGUCCGCGGCCUGCGGCCUGGCGCACCUGCACGUGGAGAUCUUCGGCACACAGGGCAAGCCGGCCAUCGCCCACCGCGACCUCAAGAGCCGCAACGUGCUGGUCAAGAGCAACCUGCAGUGCUGCAUCGCGGACCUGGGCCUGGCUGUAAUGCACUCCCAGGGUAGUGACUACCUGGACAUCGGCAACAACCCGCGAGUGGGCACCAAGCGGUACAUGGCCCCCGAGGUGCUGGAAGAGCAGAUCCGAACCGACUGCUUCGAGUCCUACAAGUGGACAGACAUCUGGGCCUUUGGCCUGGUGCUGUGGGAAAUCGCCCGCCGGACCAUUGUCAAUGGCAUCGUGGAGGACUACAGGCCACCCUUCUAUGAUGUGGUGCCUAAUGAUCCCAGCUUUGAGGACAUGAAGAAGGUGGUGUGUGUUGACCAGCAGACCCCCACUAUCCCCAACCGGCUGGCUGCAGACCCGGUCCUCUCAGGCCUGGCUCAGAUGAUGCGGGAGUGCUGGUACCCAAACCCGUCUGCCCGCCUCACUGCGCUGCGGAUCAAGAAGACACUACAGAAGCUCAGCAAUGGUCUCCAGAAGCCCAAAGUGAUUCACUAGCCACAGGCCUGCAGCCUGACUCCCCUCUGCCUGCAGUGUGUGUGUGGUGGGCAGUGGAUGGUGGCCUGUCUGGGUAGAGGUUCUGUGAGUGUGUGUGCUGGGGAGGGGAGUGCCCCUCUGUGGGCAGCUGUGCCUGCCCAACUCGGCCCCCAGCCCAUCCAGUCAAAAAUACAGCUGGGCUGAAACCGGAUCCCCCACACCCACCUCGCCGCGCCGUCUGGCCUGCUCAAGGCAGCAGGCUCGCUGACGCCGGGCUCCCUCCCCACUCCCACGCCCUGGGUGCACCCCCUACCACUCCCAGGACCCGAUGCAAAAGAGGCCUCAGAGCCAGGGUGGCCAAGCCAGGGAAUCCCAGUCCUGGGCCCAGAGUCUGGGCCUGCACUUCACCUCCUGCCGUCAGUCAACCCCACUGCCCCACCAGAGCUGCCAGGGUGGCACAGGGUCAACAAGGCACAGGGUGCCAGGCACAGGGUGGCAUAGGUCCAGCCUUCAGUAGACACCCUGCCCUGCCAGGCUUUAGCCUCUGUCCCAAGCCCCAGACACCCAGGCCCAUCGGUUUUUCUCCGUGGGUUUGUAUCUCAGCUCCAGGCCGCCUUGGGCCUCCAUCUCCUAGACAAGACCCCCACUUAGCUGAAUGCUAGUUGCCCAGGAGAGCGGGGGGCCUGAUCCUGGGCCCCUCCUCCACUCCCCUCCUAGCUGACUUAUUGUGGCAUUAAGCCCAAGGCGUCUUGCUGAGGGUGUGGCAGAGUCACAGGCCAGUGGAGAGGUGGCAGGUCAGAUGGGCAAGGCCCAGGACUUUCAGAAUAAACUGAGAGGAUGUGGGAGCCAAGCAUGGCCGCCGGGGAAGGGCUCAGCUGGGAGUCAGGAGACCCAGGGUCUGGUCCGGGUGCUUUGCUCUACAGGACAAGAAGGAGGCCUUCGCUGGCCCAGGACCUUUGUUUCUUUAUCUACAUAUUGAAAGAUUUGUAGAUGAAGAUUUGGUCCUGAUGUCUUUUGAGGUGUUUUUCAGCUCUAAAGUUCUUUGAAAUGUUUAGCCUGUGUCAGAACUCAGUUCAUCAGUCCCUUGUACUCCUUGUGCCCCCGCCCCUGGCAAUUUGCCUCAAGAUGGAGAUUUGAAAAUAACUUUAGCUGAGGCCAAGGGUGUCUGAAAUGCCUCCUAGUUUAAUUCUACAAGCUCCAGUUCCUGCCUUAACCCAUAUCUGUGGCCAUCCUUGGGCUCACACAGCCCUGGGCCUUCUGGCAGGCAAGCCAGCCCCUCACCUGCUCUGUAGCUUCGCCUUCUCUGCCCAGGGCUGAGAGGGGCCAGGGGCCAGCUUCCUGCAGGGCCUCAAGGCUCAGAAGAAAUCUGGCUCCAGCCAGCAAGACUGCAGCACCCAGGUUCCUGCCCCCCACUGGCCCCUGGACCGGGCCCACACCCUUGGCCGGGCCCCAGAGAGUGUGUGUCUAGGAAGAACCUGGUGGCUGUAGAGAAGCACAUGGAAAGUUCGGCGUUUGGAAAUAUCGAGGGUGUAUGUCCAUGCGCUGAGGAGGUUACCCUGAAUCCUAGGCGGGUAGAUGGGCUGGAGGGUGAUGGGGCUGGAGAUGGGGCCUGAGCGUUGGGGGUGAGGAGCAGGGCUCAGGCUAGACAGCCCCAAACUUGGGAAGACCUGGCCUCGCAGCCCUCACCCUGGGACAGGGUGGAGAAGGACCCUCAGUUGUCCACAGGAGAUUAAGGAAACACAGCCUCCUUCCCCUCCUACUGGAAAUGCCCCAGCACAGCCUCCCUGGCAGGCUUCUCGGCUUCUCGAGUGUUCCUUCCACCGUCAGAGAGGCACCUUCCCAGGCUGCCUCCCAGCAUUGUGCAAGGCCCGGAGGAGAACCAGGAAGUGAAACUGGGUGAAACAGAAAGCUACAUGGACCUGCCACGUUCCCACACCGUCGUGGGGCACUCUGCUUCCCGGUAGUGUCACGUCUUCUGGUCACUGGAACCCACCUAGCCCAGGAAUCAGGACACUCCUCAAGGAUUUUAUCUCCACUGGAUUUGGGGGUUAAAAGUCUCCUGAGACUCCACAGCCAGAAACUGAAGGCAGCAGCUCCCCAAAGGCUGGAAAUUCCCUAAGAGGAGAAGGUCUGAGGCAAGAGGCGGAGUGAUGGGGGAGGGUUGAGGGAAGGGGCCAGAGUUGGGGGGACAGCUGUGGCCAGGGAGAGAAGGAGGCAUUGGUGAGAGCGGUCUGCAUAAUGCUUCUGAGUUCAGGACGGUGUUCCAAGGCCGAAAUUACAGUCUCUUAACCUGGAGAUACUGUUCGUGGGAGCAUUUAGCUCGUGCUUAGCACAUAGUAGAUCCUCAAUAAAGCAU